Drosophila obscura is the source of this 817-nucleotide messenger RNA. RefSeq names its product probable methylthioribulose-1-phosphate dehydratase. The coding region runs from base 76 to 768 and encodes 230 amino acids. Gene Ontology annotation, molecular function: methylthioribulose 1-phosphate dehydratase activity; metal ion binding. Lineage: Eukaryota; Metazoa; Arthropoda; Insecta; Diptera; Drosophilidae. The record is from RefSeq and is a predicted model, not a curated record. Gene Ontology annotation, cellular component: cytoplasm. The transcript is spliced from 3 exons.
CAUUUGAGAUUUGUCUUUUGAAAAGUUAAGCUUGUCUUUGUUUUAUCUUGUAGUCUCAUCACGUUGCAGCUUAAAAUGUAUUGUUCAAUCUUUGAGGAUUUGCCAGAAGACCAUCCACGGCGAUUGAUUCCGGCGCUAUGCAGGCAAUUCUAUCACCUGGGCUGGGCGACCGGCACCGGCGGCGGCAUGAGCAUUAAAUUGAACAAUGAGAUCUACAUAGCCCCGUCGGGGGUGCAGAAGGAGCGCAUGCAACCGGAGGAUCUGUUUGUUCAGGAUAUCGAUGGCAAGGAUCUGCAAAUGCCGCCUGAGAUACGAGCCCUGAAAAAGAGCCAGUGCACACCGGUCUUCAUGAUGGCCUACCGACACCGCAAUGCCGGCGCCGUCAUACACACCCACUCCCAGCAUGCGGUGAUGGCCACGCUCCUGUGGCCGGGGAAGACCUUCCGCUGCACGCACCUGGAGAUGAUCAAGGGCGUGUACGAUGAGGCCGAAAAGCGUUAUCUGCGAUAUGACGAGCAAUUGGUGGUGCCCAUCAUCGAGAACACACUCCACAAACGUGACCUGGCCGACAGUAUGUACGCGGCCAUGAUGGAGCAUCCCGGCUGCAGUGCCGUUCUGGUCAGACGCCACGGCGUCUAUGUAUGGGGACAGACGUGGGAGAAAGCCAAAGCCAUAUCUGAGUGCUACGAUUACUUGUUCUCAAUUGCCGUUGAAAUGAAGAAGGCUGGCCUCGACCCGGAGACGUUUGUGGAUGCCUCCAAGGCAUAAAGAAUUCUGGCAUUUGGCAAUUGAUAAAAUAUAAGCAAUGUUUCUUAAA